AACAAUCACAACUUCCAAACGACCCCUUAGUAAAUGUGCUCAUCACUCGAAUUUUCCUACUUGAUGAAAUACAAAUUUUCCAACCAACUACUAUUAAUAUAUAUCACAAAUAAUAAGUAUACUUCUUGUUAGACUCGAUAAACCAAAACAUGACUCGACCGAUAAUCCAAUAAACUAGGUUGCGCAAGACAGUGGAAUUGCUCGCUCUCGGACUCAAUCCGUCAAAUAAGCCCACACAUGCACCUAGAUCCGGUAAGGGCACGCUCAACGACAUUACCAAUGAGACAAUUGUUCGUACUUGAGAGAAGAAGCUACUGAACUGCAAGGCCAUGGGCCAGUCUAUUUCAUCAUAUUUUUUCUCAAACAUUUUAAGUGAUUAUCAUCUUCAUACAUAAUUACUCUAUAAGGUACAAAUUACUAUAAAUUACCAGCGCAUGGAAUGGGAAAGAGAAAGAGAGAGCACGAGGAAAGAUGGUCUACUUUCUAAGAAUCGUACUUACGAAAUAUUAAUAAAGCAUUAAUGCUUGUAUUUAAACCAACUACCACUAAUAGCAUUAAUAAAUGCACUAAAUACUCAAUUUUGGCUACAUGAUGAAAUACUAAGUUUCAACCAACUACCACUGAUACCAUAAAUAAUAAGUAUGCUUCUUAUUAGCCCUAAUAAGCCAAAGGAUAGCCUGAUCGGUAAUCCAAUAAACUAGAUUACACAAAAAGCACAAUUACUCACUCUUGACACCAAUCAAUCAAAUAAUGCCCAAUACACCUAGAUCUGGGAAGGGCGCGCUUAACGACAAUACUAAUUAGACAACUAUCCGCACUUGAGAGAAAUAAGCUACUGAUCCGUAAGGCCACACUCUAAUUUGACUCGCUAGACUGAUGCUUAAACAUUUUAAUUGAUUACAAACCUUGGAAAUGUUGCCCUCAACAAAGUGCUUACAAAUGCUUUGAUCCCACUACACAAUGUGUCUUUGUGUCUCGCCAUGUUGCUUUUGUUGAAAACACAUUUCCUGGCUUUGAUACUAACACUUCUACAGCUCAUCACACGACUAACUCUUGGCUAAUUGCCACAUCACAUCCUGUCACUCUGAUUCCUCUCUCCACUGUUCCCACAGUUGGCCACGGGUUGAAUCUACUCACUACAUCACUAAUGCUUCCCCAACUCCGGCGUCCCCCGACUUAGUCACUUCAUCAAUAGAGAAUCACCCACCAUCGCCAACACCUCCUCCAGCUCGUCAGAUUGUUACUAGAUGAAAAAGUAAUAUAUUUAAACCCAAGAGAUUGUUUGUGGCUACCAAGACCCCACCUCUUGAGCCCAAGUCUGUCAAGGAACCUCUCAGUACCCUGAAUGGAACGUUGCUCUCAAACAGGAAAAUGAUGCAUUGAUUGCCAAUAAUACUUGGACAUUAGUUGCUCGUCAACCACACUACAAUGUCUUGUGCAAUCGAUGGGUCUACCGAGUAAAACAUCAUCCUGAUGGAUCCAUUUAACGUUACAAGACCCGCCUGGUGGUUAAGGGGUUUCAUCAGUGACCUGGUGUUGACUUUCAUGAUACAUUCAGCUUGGUUGUCAAACCUGUCACUAUACAAACGGUAUUCACUCUUGCUCUCUCUCAGAAUUGGCCUAUCUUUCAAUAUGAUGUGAAUAAUGCUUGUCUUCAAGGCCCGUUACAAGAAAAGGUAUAUAUGGAACAACCAUCGGGCUUUCAUCAACCUCAUACUACCAAUCAGGUAUGUCGACUUAACCGGGCUAUCUAUGGUCUCAAACAAGCACCACGUGCUUGGUAUACUGCAUGGAGCUCCUUUCUUGAAGACCAUGGAUUUCAAAAGACUAGUUCUGAUGCCUCCCUAUUCGUCCAUCAUCAAGAGCAUAUUACUCUCUACUUUCUCAUUUAUGUUGAUGAUUUACUCCUAAGGGAAAGGAUGCCAAUACUCUAUUUGCAUUUCAUGAUCAACUAUCUCAAAAGUUCUUUCUUAAACACUUGGUUCAUACCUUAUGUUAUUGUGCAAAGGUGUCUGAAUAACUAGUUUCAUUAUCAUAUAAGAUGCUCUUUAUCUAAACUAUCUCAUCUUAUAUUUUGCUCAUGAUUUAUUCAUGCAAAGUGGGUUUAAGAAUCAAAUAACUAUUUAUCUAGAAACUCAAGCAUCAACCACUGAUGUAAAGAAGAAGAAAAAUGACUGAAGAAUCAACGAUGAUUACUAAAGAGUUAGAAGCCCUCAAUCUUAUACAUAUCCUCAAGCAUCAACCAAAUACAUUUUUUUCUCUCCCUCUCGUUCUAUUUUUUAGUUCUCGAUUAAAUACAUAUUCUGAUUUGAUGCGGCCCAAAAUCAUUGCACAUUUCUCAACUACACUCGUACCUAAGUUGUAUCACACAUGUAUAUAUAUUCAUCAUGUGAAUUGUUCCUUUUAAAAUUUGUUUAAAAGUUCAAUAUUUAGUCGAGUAGAUAAAAUACAUCAAUCGAAGAGGCCAAUCCUCUAAAAAUGGAGGGAGUUAAAAAAACCCCACUAGGAUCUUAAUUCAAAGGAUAAUUUUUUCCAACACCAAUUUCUGGAUGCUUCAUCUCAUUUGAGGAAUACAUAUUAAGAUUUAAGACGCAUACACAACAUUUUUAAUAUAAUUAUUUCCUAAAUACAUACUUUUUAGUACUAUACCACUAGAUUCAUCGCCUUUAUUAUAUAGGCGAAUUACAGAAGCUUUGAAAAAAAUAAUAGCAAAAUAAGAAGGAAAUAAGAAACAAAAACAUAUAUGAGUAUAUCUCGGAAAAAAUCCAAAACUACCACCGUUUAAAAAAAAAAUUACAAAAAUACCACCCAGACCAAAUAAUUUCCAAAAAUACCAUCAUUUAUUAAAAACCGCUCAUUUAAUGAGCGGUUUCAUAUAAAACCGCUAAUCCAGGCGGCGGUUACAGAGAAAAACGCGCCCCCAAGGCGCGGUUUGACCUUGCAUGGCUGUCAAAUCGUGUUGUCACGUGGCGGUGCAUCAAAACGUCAAUCGGAGAAGCGUUUAGACGGAUAAAACGUGUGCCAAGUCAGCAGUCCGUGUCGCCCACAAAAACCGCCUGCCCGAGGCGCGGUUUGACCGUUGGGAAAAUGAAACCGCGUGUCUGAUGCGCGGUUUGACUGUCGGGAAACUAAAACCGCGUGUUGGGGGCGCGGUUUGUGGUGGCGAGAAAUUACUCCACCGACCCUCCCCCACGCGGUUUGAACCCUAUAAACCCCCCCCCCCUUCUUCUUUUUUCUGCACACCAUCCACCACACUCCCUCUCUCCCUCUAACUUCUCUCUACCCAACCCCUUCCCACCCAACCUUAGAAUUAGUUUUUUUGUUGGUUGCGGCUAAGUCCGAUCUGCCUCCAAAAUACUUUUUCUUUGGUUUUCACUAAAAAACCGUCGAACCUCUGUCCGGAUUCCGAGAGAAUGGCCGAUUUCGCUCAAGAAGAAGGUCUUUUUUAUGAUGAUUAUCAAACGGUACGUACUCAUUUUUCCCAAUUGUUGUUGUUGUUAUAAUGAUUUAUUUAAUUUAUAUACUAAUGAUUUAUGUUAUUGUUAUGCUAUCGUAGGUUGGGCCGAAUGUUGAUAUUUUCAAUCAACGAUAUUAUGUUGAUCAAGGACCGAUUGAUCCGACAGUUUUAUACGAUCAAGCAAAUCAUCGUUCAAGAGACGUUUGGAAUGACCACAAGGUACAUAUUAUUUAUCAUCACUUGUAAUUUGUAUUUUGUUAAAGUAAUUUAUUUGUUGUACAAUAAUUUACUUAAUUGUUAAUCGUAUUGAUUAUUUUCAAUAAUUUAAAUCAAUACAA
Molecule: messenger RNA, 3795 nt
Organism: Linum trigynum
Lineage: Eukaryota; Viridiplantae; Streptophyta; Magnoliopsida; Malpighiales; Linaceae
Source: the annotation of a GenBank genome assembly